AUGCUGAGGUGUAUAGAAUUGGCUUGUGAUGGUGCAUUGCUUCGAGAUAACUGCCAGUGGCAUCUCGAACAAAAACCAGAUAAUUCCUAUCCUGAAGCCAUUCUUGAACUUGUAGCAACAGGAUCCAUCCCUAAAUUUAAAAAUCAUUUUGAUCAAGUAUUAAAUUAUGCCAACCAGCUUUGCCCCCAGGAAGUUUGGAUUGUGCAUUUUUCUAGAGAGAAUUCUGCUGCAUCUGGUCUAUACUGGCCAUGUAAAAAGCUUCAGGAUAGAAAAUUAAAU
Molecule: messenger RNA, 279 nt
Organism: Entrophospora candida
Lineage: Eukaryota; Fungi; Glomeromycota; Glomeromycetes; Entrophosporales; Entrophosporaceae
Source: the annotation of a GenBank genome assembly